Molecule: messenger RNA, 732 nt
Organism: Suillus subaureus
Lineage: Eukaryota; Fungi; Basidiomycota; Agaricomycetes; Boletales; Suillaceae
Exons: 3
Coding region: 1-732 (243 amino acids)
Source: RefSeq, a predicted model, not a curated record
AUGUCUCCGGUCGAGGACAACAAACACCCUGUUUCUCAAGUUCGAGUUGUUCACCGCUAUCUCACCACUAACCUGUCUGCUGCGACACAAAACCGUGGACACACUAUUAUGGACGUUGUCUCGCUCCUGCGUAGGAAAGGGAUCAGUGCUUCGGUCUGGAAGUCCCUGUUCACUGUCACACUCGGUGGCCAAGCGAUCGUGUUGUUCAGUCUUUUCCGAUGCACCGCGAUCUUAUGUGAGUGCACUCGUAGUGGAUCACAAGUCAUGGCAAGGAUUAGCAGCGACACACGAGCUGCCGUUCUUGCAAAUUUCAUCGGCGUCCUGCUCCGUAAUGCUUUUGCCGCAUGUACUCCUGAGGAUAAUGACACCACGAUGGCCAGCACUCCCAUCCUGAAGGUGUGGCAACUCGCUGGUGCUGGAGCUGUGCUUCUGGGCUCAGAUCUCCGUCGUGGCGUUUUGGCAAUGCUCGAGAUUGUAAUAGCGGUGCAGAUACAUACUGAUCACUCGCGUGGCGCAUCUUCUUUGUGGUGCUUCCCGUAUCACUCAUCGUGGUUCACCCCGCUUGAAAUGCCUAUUGUUCUCCCUGUGGUCGUAAUUGGAUUUGGGCUUGGAUUUGGGCUUGGGGUUGGUUGGGCAUGGAGGAUAUCGCACCUUGGAAUGCGUGGUUACAAUCAGAGCGCAUACACAUUUGUUGUUGCUCAUCCUCCAUAUAACAUGGGCGAUGCCGGGUGA